Messenger RNA from Sitophilus oryzae (rice weevil), 913 nucleotides. RefSeq names its product magnesium-dependent phosphatase 1-like. The record is from RefSeq and is a predicted model, not a curated record. The coding region runs from base 83 to 622 and encodes 179 amino acids. Lineage: Eukaryota; Metazoa; Arthropoda; Insecta; Coleoptera; Curculionidae. The transcript has 4 exons. Gene Ontology annotation, molecular function: acid phosphatase activity.
GAAAUAAAUUUUGAUAGAAUUUAGAAUUUAAAGGUCAAAGUUGACGUAUUUGAAAAGUUUUUUUAUCAAUGUUAUAAACUUUAUGAAACUUUUUUUCUUUCUUAAUUUAUUUAUUAUUAUUACUUGCACAAUGAAAGUGGAUAGACUGAAAAUAAUAGUGUUUGACUUGGACUAUACAUUAUGGCCUUUUUGGGUAGAUACUCACGUUACACCACCAUUUAGAAUAAAAAAUGGUAGUAUAGUGGAUUCCUAUGGUUCUAAAAUAAAGUGUUACCCAGAAGUACCAGAAGUGCUCAGCAACUUAAAAGCUUUAGGAUAUGAAUUGGGAGUAGCUUCAAGAACGUCAGAAAUUAAAGGAGCAGAACAAUUAAUUCAAUUGUUCGGUUGGGAGAAGUAUUUUACUUAUAAGGAAAUAUUUCCAGGCAGUAAAGUAACACAUUUUAAUAAUAUUAAAAGGGAAUCAAAUAGGCACUUCGAUGAAAUGAUAUUUUUUGAUGAUGAAAGCCGUAACAUCUAUGAUAUUAACAGGUUAGGGGUGGUAUCAAUUUUAGUUAGAAAUGGAGUUAAUAAACAAGUUGUCGAAAAUGGUAUUUUACAAUAUGUGAAUGACAGAUCAUCGUAGGUAUUUGAAUUAUUACGUAAAUUGCAAAUCAAUAGUACAAAAGACAAAAAUAUAAAUGUUAAGUGUUUUUCUUUUUUUUUAAAUAAUUCAAUAUCAUCAGAAGAUAUCAAGUUUUAAUCAAGGGUCCAUAAGAAUUUUGUUUGUUAUUGUAAAAUUGGCAUAUAAUAUAGUUUAAAAGACGUGUACUGCUUUUUUAUAUGACUGUGACACCACCUAUGGUGAAUUUGUACUUUAGUUUAUUGUGAUAUUAUUUUAAAUAAUUAUUUAUUAAUAAAUAUACUUGACGCUGAA